AAAAACCUUCGUGUAUCUUCAUAUCCUCAGCAUCAUAUUUGAAGCAAAUUGAUGAACUCCUAAUCUCACACGAAUCUAAGAGCAGAAGUUAUGGAGUGGGCAACGGUGCAGCAUCUGGAUCUGCGUCAUGUAGGUCGCGGUGUGAGCAAGCCACUUCAACCUCAUACGGCGGCGUUUCAUCCUUCUCAAGCCGUUAUCGCUGUUGCCGUUGGCUCUCACAUCAUGGAAUUUGAUGCAUUAACGGGAUGUAAGAUCGCCUCGAUUGACAUUGGAUCUCCAGCUGUUAGAAUGUUGUAUAGUCCUACUAGCAGCAAUGCUGUUGUUGCCAUUCUUGAGGAUUGUACAAUUAGGUCUUGUGAUUUUGAAACGGAGCAGACUUGUGUAUUGCACUCACCGGAGAAGAGGAGUGAGCACAUAUCCUCGGAUACUGAAGUUCAUCUUGCUGUGACGCCACUCCAACCUGUUGUGUUUUUUGGAUUCCCAAAACGAAUGAGUGUGACAGUUGUUGGAACUGUUGAAGGUGGAAGAGCUCCGACAAAAAUUAAGACAGACCUGAAGAAACCGAUUGUGAACAUUGCUUGCCACCCUCGACUUCCUGUCCUGUAUGUAGCAUAUGCAGAGGGGUUGAUAAGAGCUUAUAACAUUCAUACUUAUGCUGUUCAUUAUACACUACAACUUGAUAAUACUAUUAAACUUAUCGGCGCAAGUUCGUUUGCUUUUCACCCAACACUAGAAUGGAUUUUUGUUGGAGAUAGGAGGGGUACACUUUUAGCGUGGGAUGUUUCAACUGAAAGACCUAAUAUGAUUGGAAUAACGCAAGUGGGUUCGCAACCCAUCACUUCAAUUUCUUGGCUUUCUAUGUUGCGUGUACUUGUCACUGUGUCCAAGGAUGGAUCUCUUCAAGUGUGGAAGACACGGGUAAUAAUCAAUCCCAACAGGCCUUCGACACAAACAAACUUUUUUGAGCCUGCUGCUAUGGAAUCAAUAGACGUUCCUAGAAUUCUCUCUCAACAGGGUGGGGAAGCUGUUUACCCUUUACCGCGAAUCAAAACUUUAGAAGUUCACCCAAAGCUGAACUUAGCAGCUUUGAUUUUUGCAAACAUGGCGGGUAAUGAGAACACUCAAAAUCGAGCAGCUCAGACUAGGGAAGGAAGGAAGCAGCUCUUUGCAGUUCUGCAAAGUGCUAGGGGAUCUUCAGCUUCUGUUCUAAAGGAAAAGCUUUCAUCGAUGGGUUCUUCUGGAAUUUUAGCUGAGCAUCAACUCCAAGCUCUGCUACAGGAGCAUCAUCACAAGGGCCAAAGUCAGCUAACAAUUUCAGAUAUUGCACGGAAGGCGUUCCUGUAUAGUCAUUUUAUGGAGGGCCAUGCUAAAACUGCUCCAAUAUCAAGGUUACCCCUUAUUACCGUCGUAGAUACAAAGGAUCAACUUAAAGACAUUCCUGUUUGCCAGCCAUUUCAUUUGGAACUGAAUUUCUUCAAUAAGCCAAAUAGAGUUCUUCACUAUCCUGUGAGGGCCUUUUAUAUCGAGGGCCUUAACCUCAUGGCACACAGUCUCUGUUCUGGAACGGACAACAUCUACAAGAAGCUGUACACAUCGAUUCCCGGAAAUGUAGAAUAUCAUUCGAAACACAUUGUUUACAGUCGUAAAAGGCACCUCUUUCUGGUUGUCUUUGAGUUUAGUGGUGCUACGAAUGAAGUUGUGCUUUACUGGGAAAAUACAGGUUCUCAGCUGCCUAAUAGCAAAGGAAGCACUGCUAAAGGUUGUGAUGCUGCCUUUAUCGGCCCAAAUGAUGAUCAAUUUGCAAUUCUUGACGCGGAUAAGACAGGACUGUCUAUGUAUAUCCUCCCAAAAUUUACCACAAUGGAAGAGAAUGAGAAGAAUUUGUUAUCUGAAGAGAACCAAAACAAAGAGGCAGAUGCUUCUGGAAUUCAGGGUCCACAACAAUUCAUGUUUGAGACAGAAGUCGAUCGUGUUUUUUCCACACCGAUAGAGUCCACUCUGAUGUUUGCUUGUAAUGGAACCCAAAUUGGGCUGGCAAAGUUGUUUCAAGGCUACCGUCUCUCAGCUUCAGAUGGUCAUUAUAUUUCAACACAAGGUGAGGGACGAAAGUCAAUCAAGUUGAAGAAGCACGAAAUAGCUCUUCAGUCGUUUUAUUCCUUACCCUUUAAUGUGGUUUACAUCUGGCCAGCUCUCUUAAAAUCCCUUCUAUGGGUUGGACCUGCCUUACUCUUUUCUACAACAACUGCUGUAUGUUUGCUUGGCUGGGAUGGGAAAGUGAGGACCAUUCUUUCUAUAAGUACACCGUACGCAGCCUUAGUUGGUGCCUUGAAUGACCGCCUAUUGCUUGCUAAUCCCACUGAUAUAAGUCCGAAGCAGAAAAAGGGGAUCGAAAUCAAGAGCUGUCUUGUUGGGCUACUCGAACCACUCUUAAUCGGAUUUUCUACAAUGCAACAAACAUUUGAACAGAAAGUGGACCUUUCUGAAAUAUUGUAUCAAAUAACAACAAGGUUUGAUAGCUUGCGAAUUACUCCAAGAUCUCUUGAUAUUCUUGCAAGAAGCGCUCCAGUAUGUGGAGAUCUUGCUGUAUCAUUAGCUCAAGCGAGCCCUCAAUUCAACCAGGUAUUACGUUGUGCAUAUGCAAUAAAGGCUCUUCGAUUCUCCACGGCAUUGUCGGUUUUAAAGGACGAGUUCUUGCGUUCUAGAGACUAUCCAAAAUGUCCUCCAACUUCUCUUUUGUUCCAGAGGUUCCGGCAGCUUGGAUAUGCUUGUAUCAAAUAUGGUCAAUUUGAUAGCGCAAAGGAAACUUUUGAAGUAAUAGGCGACUAUGAGAGCAUGCUAGAUCUUUUUAUAUGCCACCUCAACCCUAGUGCUAUGCGUCGUCUUGCCCAGAAAUUGGAAGAAGAAAGCGGAGAUCCCGAGUUGAGACGAUAUUGUGAAAGGAUUCUACGAGUACGGUCUACAGGAUGGACCCAAGGAAUUUUUGCUAAUUUUGCCGCUGAGAGUAUGGUUCCAAAAGGACCAGAAUGGGGUGGUGGCAACUGGGAAAUCAAGACUCCAACCGACAUGAAGAGCAUACCGAAGUGGGAGCUUGCUGGGGAAGUAAUGCCAUACAUGAAGAAUGAAGAUGGAACAAUCCCCUCAAUAGUAGCUGAUCAUAUUGGUGUUUACUUGGGCUGUGUCAAAGGCAGAGUUAAUGUGGUGGAAAUUAAAGAAGACAGCUUAGUUUCUAAACCUGGAGGGCUUAGUCUGUUGGGUAAACCUGUAUCGGAUAAACCUUUGGCACUUCCUGCUGGUGAAUCCAGUUCGUUGAUGGGUCUGGAAUCCCUUGGAAAACAAAACGUAGCUGAUGAACAGGCAAAGGCUGCUGAGGAAUUCAAGAAAACAAUGUAUGGUGCUGCUGGUGAUGGCAGCAGCAGUGACGAGGAAGGUGUAACAAAACCUAAGAAGCUGCAGAUUAGAAUACGAGAAAAGCCAACAUCUACCACUGUGGACGUCAAUAAGCUUAAAGAAGCUGCUAAAACGUUUAAACUCGGAGAUGGGCUAGGCUUAACGAUGAGUAGAACAAAAUCAAUUAAUGCUGGAUCCCAGGAUUUGGGUCAGAUGUUAAGCCAGCCUUCUUCCUCAACAGCUGCAACUACAACUGCUCCCAGUUCUGCAUCUGCUCCUGUUGAUCCUUUUGCGAUGGGCUCAUGGACACAGCAACCUCAACCAGUUUCUCAACCAGCUCCACCUGGUGUAGCCGCGCCAAUACCGGAAGACUUUUUCCAAAACACAAUCCCAUCUGUUGAGGUUGCCAAGACAUUGCCUCCUCCUGGCACUUAUCUUUCGAAAAUGGACCAAGCUGCUAAAGCUGCAAUAGCUGCACAGGGUGUUCCAAAUCAAGCAAACAAUACUACUCUGCCUGAUAUUGGUCUUCCCGAUGGUGGCGUUCCUCAACAGUAUCCUCAACAGACAAGUCAACAACCUGGUGCUCCAUUUCAGACUGUUGGACUUCCUGACGGCGGUGUUCCUCAACAGUAUCCUGGUCAGACCCAGGGGCCAUCUCAGGUUCCCGUUUCUACACAGCCUCUUGAUCUUAGCGUUCUUGGAGUUCCAAAUACUGGUGAUUCUGGAAAGCCUCCUGGACAACCUCAAUCGCCUCCUGCAUCAGUUCGUCCUGGACAGGUUCCACGUGGAGCUGCAGCUCCGGUUUGUUUCAAGACUGGACUUGCCCAUCUUGAACAAAACCAGCUUCCAGAUGCACUGUCUUGCUUCGACGAAGCAUUCUUGGCUCUGGCUAAGGAUCAGUCACGUGGAGCAGAUAUCAAAGCUCAAGCCACAAUCUGUGCUCAGUACAAGAUAGCUGUAACUCUCCUUCGGGAAAUCUUGAGGCUACAAAGAGUCCAAGGUGCAAGUGCAUUAAGCGCAAAAGACGAAAUGGCACGACUUUCAAGGCAUCUAGCUUCACUGCCACUACUAGCAAAGCACCGCAUAAACUGCAUACGUACUGCAAUCAAAAGAAACAUGGAAGUUCAAAACUAUGGCUACUCAAAGCAGAUGCUUGAACUUCUUUUAUCAAAGGCACCACCGAGCAAGCAAGAGGAAUUAAGAGGACUACUCGAUCUCUGUGUCCAGAGAGGCACAUCGAACAAAUCCAUCGACCCGCUCGAAGAUCCUUCUCAGUUAUGCUCAGCUACGCUCAGCAGAUUAUCGACUAUUGGAUACGAUGUUUGUGAUCUCUGUGGCGCAAAGUUUGCUGCUCUUUCAUCGCCCGGUUGUAUCAUAUGCGGUAUGGGAAGCAUCAAACGGUCUGAUGCACUCGCUGGACCCGCACCUGUAUCCACACCGUUCGGCUAAACGUUAUAGACAUCAUUACGGUUGGUGUUAAUCAACAUUUAAGCAAAUUUCAAACUGGUUACGUGUAAGAACAUUCGAUCGAUUUUGUGCGGUUUGAUUUCGGUUUAUUUGUCUGUAUAUGAUUUGAUCAUUUGUAUCUGUUUAUUUUCCGUAUGUAGCUAAUACAAUUUGUUGAGAGAU
Messenger RNA from Arabidopsis arenosa, 5016 nucleotides. Lineage: Eukaryota; Viridiplantae; Streptophyta; Magnoliopsida; Brassicales; Brassicaceae. The record is from the annotation of a GenBank genome assembly.